AUGAUUGUCAGUCUGCUCUGCAUGGUAUUGACAAUACAGUUUAUAGAAAUUGAAUGCACGGAGCAUCUGCCGCUCUUGGUUAAAAUAGGACGUUGUCAAUAUGAAAGUAGGUGGCGAGCGGGGAGCAGGGUGCGGGGAGCAGGGUGCGGAGAGCAGGAUGCGGGGAGCAGGGAGCAGGGUGCGGGGAGCAGGGAGCAGGGUGCGGGGAGCAGGGAGCAGGAUGCGGGGAGCAGGGAGCAGGGUGUGGGGAGCAGGGUGCGGGGAGCAGGAGAGGUGACUUGCGAGGCGCUCGCCGAGGCCGAGCUCCGCUGGGACGUUAUUGCUUUAAUUAGGGCGGGGGCGGGGGCGGGGCCGGGGCCUGUGCCGGGGGCGGGGGCGGGCGGCGCUAAUCACAACCAGGGCGCGGCCGGGGCGAGUCGCGCCAGAGACCUCGCCGCUCAGGGCAAUAAAUGCAUUCUCACCGUCAGUGAACAUUUAGACGACGAGGAAGUUAGUUCCUGCGCCUGGCUCGGUCCGGGCUGCGCGGGCGCACAGGACGUUGCAGUACCCGAUAUAAAAUAUCGUUCAUAUACAUAA
This is a messenger RNA of Papilio machaon (common yellow swallowtail), 576 nucleotides long. Its product is annotated as glycine-rich protein 1-like. The coding region runs from base 1 to 576 and encodes 191 amino acids. Lineage: Eukaryota; Metazoa; Arthropoda; Insecta; Lepidoptera; Papilionidae. The record is from RefSeq and is a predicted model, not a curated record. The transcript is spliced from 4 exons.